UAUAGUGGAUGCAGGGUCCGGGGAGACCGGAUAUAGUGGAUGGGUCAGGGUCCGGGAGACCGGAUAUAGUGGAAUGCAGGGUCCGGGGAGACCGGAUAUAGUGGAUGCAGGGUCCGGGGAGACCGGAUAUAGUGAAUGCAGGGUCCGGGGAGACCGGAUAUAGUGGAUGCAGGGUCCGGGGAGACCGGAUAUAGUGAUGCAGGGUCCGGGGAGACCGGAUUUAGUGAAUGCAGGGUCCAGGGAGACCAGAUUUAGUGAAUGCAGGGUCCAGGGAGACCAGGAUAUAGUGAAUGCAGGGUCCGGGAGACCAUAUAGUGAUAUAGGGUCCAGGGAGACCAGAUAUAGUGAAUGCAGGGUCCGGGGGACCGGUUAUAGUGAAUGCCUCCAGGGAGACCAUAGUGAAUGCAGGGGUCCGGAUGCAUAGUGGGAUGCAGGGUUCGGGGUUUAGAAGAAUGAGUUUAAAGCGAUUGUA
This is a messenger RNA of Staurois parvus, 472 nucleotides long. NCBI's taxonomy places the organism in Eukaryota, Metazoa, Chordata, Amphibia, Anura, Ranidae. The record is from the annotation of a GenBank genome assembly.